This is a messenger RNA of Brassica rapa (field mustard), 2492 nucleotides long. RefSeq names its product F-box protein At5g07610. Gene Ontology annotation, molecular function: protein binding. NCBI's taxonomy places the organism in Eukaryota, Viridiplantae, Streptophyta, Magnoliopsida, Brassicales, Brassicaceae. The record is from RefSeq and is a predicted model, not a curated record.
CACCUCCUGAUGUCGGAACCUUUCAUGGAUGAAUCCAGGGGAAACUUAUACUUUAUCGAGGUUAAUGACCAGAGUUCUUCAGACUUAUCGGUUUACGAAAUGGAAAGAAACGACUCAAGCUGGUCACUGAAGUAUCAUGUUGACCUAGAGCCUGUUGCGGCAGCUUUUCCCGAGAUGAUCAUUACUGAAUACUACACCUAUAGGUGGAUCUACGCGUUCUCUGUCAUCGGUUUUGUGAAGGAAGAGAUAGACGCUGAAUCGUACAUCGUGCUUCAUAUUCCAAACAAGGCUGUUAAGUACAACUUCAUUAACAAGACUUUCAAGAAACUUUGCAGUUUCGAGCCAUCCCAAGAUGAUGGUGUUAAUAACUUUUAUGGAUCCCGGAGAUCUUUCAAGUUUAUCGAGUCUCUUGCUAACUUCUAAUGUAAGUGGAAGGUGAGUCUGAUACAGAGAGUACUACGAGUACCAUUCCCAUCUUCAACUUGUCACUCUAGAUUAAGUUUCAUUCUCGUUGAAGUAUUUCAUGUGAUACUUUCAUCUAGAACAAGUAGUACCUCAGAGUGUUCCCAAACUUCUCAACACCUUGGAUGUGCAAAGUUUAUCAUCUUAUGUUGAUUAGAACCCUACCCAUUCGAAAUCUGCCUUUACAUAGGAAUAGUUGUAUACUUGUAUAUGUCAGUAUCAACCCAACAGAUAAGCUUCACACACAUUCACUAAAUGUUUAUAAGUUCCAAAAACAAAACAUAUCUCAGGUUCUACUUUCCAAAUAUAAGCAGAAUCAAAUAGAUUCUACCUGCAAGAUCUGCUUAAGAUCCAAAAAUCUCAUAGCAAGAAUUGCCAAACUAUUGUAAGAGUGAAGAAAGAACUUUCCUAUGUGAAAGUUCGGUAAUUUCUGUUUAGACAGUUACUCUCUUUUUUUUCCGGGAACAAAAAAAAACAGAACAUGACACCAUGUUUGAAUAGUCAAAAAGUCAACGAAACCCAAAGAGUACUUGAUAAGCAAAACUUUACAAAAGCUUCCUCCAUAAUCUUCUUGAAAACAGAACACAUCACAUCCUUUAACUCUCUUUAUAAACCAACAUAACAAUCUCUCCUCCUCUUCAUUCCUAUAAACCAUAACACCAAAACCACUCUAAAGCGAUGUCUUCUUGUUCAAGAACAAGAACAAAAGCUCCAAGAUCUGCAAGAAUCCGUGUCUCUUCUUCACCAGCCAAGAUUGUAGCAGAUCUCGACGAUGUCUUGCUUCAUAUCCUCUCCUUUCUCCCAAUCAAAACCCUCAUCAAAUGCAAACGCGUAUCAAAACGCUGGCGUUCCCUCAUAACAAACCCGAACUUCUCCAACCGCAUCAUCAGUUCCAAACAUCCCCUCCCCAUCUCAGGCCUUUACUUAAAAGGAACAAGAGACAUUGAAUACAGAUUCGUCUCUCUUCUCAAUGAUGACGAUGAAGAAGUCAACGAGCAGCUGCUUUCGUUAUCAUCAUCACCGCUUCGGUUUAUAGAUCAUCCAUCUCCGAUCAUCGUAAUGCAAUCAACCAACGGUCUUCUCCUAUGCAAAUGCACUUGUCCUCCUAACCAUUUCAACCGAAACUUCUACGUUUACAAUCCCACGACGAAGCAGAAGACUCUUCUCCCUCUAAUCAUCGACCACGUGGUGCUCUCUCUAGCUUUCGAUCCUUCUAAAUCUCCUCACUACAAAGUCUUUUCCCUCAGAAAAAGUAGCAUCUCCUCUGUUUCCCCUGUUUCCUCUGUUUCCUCUGUUUUUUACCAUAUAGAGGUUUACUCCUCUAACGAAGGACCUUGGAGAAGACUUGUUUCGGUUCCUUCUUCCGCUCUUCCUCAAACCGUUACAGAUCUCAGUAACACCGUCUUUUGGAACGGCGCGGUUCACUGGUUUUGGUUUGGUCCAAACUCAAGAGACUGUCUUUCUUUCGAUAUCGAUACAGAGGAAAUCAAGACUCUUUCUCUCCCUUUUCUUGACCACCACCAAGACGACGAGGAGGAUCCACCUGAUGUCGGCACCUUGAGGUUCAUAGAAGAAUCCAGAGGAAAUCUUUACUUCAUCGAGGUAAACGAUCUGAGUUCUCCAGACUUAUCGGUCUACGAAAUGAACAGAACAGGCCUAACCUGGUUCUUGAAGUAUCAUGUUGACUUAGAGCCUCUUGCAGCAGCUUUUCCAGAGAUGAUCAGAACCGAAUACUACACUUAUAGGAAGAUCUAUUCGUUCUCUGUCAUCGGUUUUGUUAAAGGAGAGACAGAUGCUGAGUCUUCAUACAUAGUCCUUCACAUUCCAAACAAGGCUGUUAAGUACUACUUCAUCAGCAAGACUUUCAAGAAGCUUUGCAGCUUCGAGCCAUCCCAAGAAGAUGGUGGUGAGAAUUUUUACGGAUUCCGAAGAUCUUUUCAGUUUAUUGAGUCUCUUGCUAACGUCUAGAAGAAACUAGAUGUCUUGGAGUUUCAUCAAGACCUGCUUCGUGUUUGGUCUAAGAGAAGGCG